AAAGCCUAUUUGGCCUCCUCACAUAUCAAAUUGUGUUCGGGGCUUUGUGUGUGUUGACGGUGGUGGGAACAAGGAACAUCAUAUCCAAUUGUCUCUCCGGAGACACAGCAAUGUUCAUUUCCGACAAGUCUCGUCCGACUGAUUACUACGAAGACGAUAAUCCCAAUUCUUCAACCGCCACAACACGCGAUAUGAUGAUCGAUGUCACCACCACAACCACCACCACCAAUGAAGCAGUAACAGAUCUACAAACUCACCACCACAACAAUCACAACCAAAACCACAAUCAUCAUCACCACCAUCAUCAUCAUCAUCUCAACCAAUCUCAGCAGCAGCCUCAACAGAUUCUCCUCGGGGAAAGCAGUAGUGAGGAUCACGAAGUGAAAGCUCCGAAGAAAAGAGCAGAGACAUGGGUUCAAGACGAGACUCGUAGCUUAAUCAUGUUCCGUAGAGGUAUGGAUAGUUUAUUCAAUACAUCCAAAUCCAAUAAACAUCUAUGGGAACAGAUUUCGUCUAAGAUGAGAGAGAAGGGGUUUGAUCGAUCUCCGACCAUGUGUACGGAUAAGUGGAGGAAUCUAUUGAAAGAGUUUAAGAAAGCCAAGUAUCAUGAUAGAGGUAAUGGAUCGGCUAAGAUGUCUUAUUACAAGGAGAUUGAAGAUAUUCUUAGAGAGAGGAGCAAGAAAGUAACAGUAACGACCCAGUUUAAUAAGAGCCCUAGUACACCACCAACAACUGCUAAAGUUGAUUCCUUUAUGCAAUUUAGUGAUAAAGGAUUUGAUGAUGCGAGCAUUUCAUUUGGAUCCGUUGAAGCUAAUGGCAGGCCAGCCUUAAACCUUGAAAGGCGUCUUGAUCAUGAUGGUCAUCCACUUGCAAUCACUGCAGUUGAUGCUGUUGCGGCAAAUGGAGUUACUCCUUGGAAUUGGAGAGAGAAUCCUGGAAAUGGUGGUGAUGGUCAUGGUCAGCCUUUUGGUGGGAGGGUCAUAACAGUGAAAUUUGGAGACUAUACAAGAAGAAUUGGUGUUGAUGGUAGCGCCGAAGCAAUCAAAGAAGCAAUCAGAGCUGCUUUUGGGUUAAGAACUCGACGGGCUUUUUGGUUAGAAGAUGAAGAUCAAAUUGUUCGCUGUCUUGACCGAGACAUGCCUUUAGGGAACUAUCUACUCCAUCUUGAUGAUGGACUUGCCAUUAGGGUAUGCCAUUAUGAUGAAUCCAACCAGUUACCAGUCCAUUCAGAAGAGAAAAUCUUCUACACGGAAGAAGAUUACCGCGAUUUUCUGGCUCGACGGGGAUGGACAUGCCUGCAAGUUGAUGGUUUUAGGAACAUAGAAAACAUGGAUGAUCUUCAACCUGGUGCCGUGUACCGGGGAGUGAGGUGAGACUCUGGGAUCACAGAACUUCAUCAACAGCUUGUCUAAAUCAGAAAACAGUCCCCUGUGAAUAUAAGCUCAUUCCCUUGUGUACAUUUCCUCCUUCUCUCCCCUGAGAAGAACAAAGAAUGUAUUUGUUCAAAUAUGUACGACACCCACUUGCAUUUACCAUACAGACCAAUAAGACCUUUUUUGUGGUCUGUAGCGUUUGUAAGAACAGAGCAUAAGAGAAAAGUGGAUAAAGGAUUCACAUUGACAUUCAGACAAGACCAAGUGUAGUGUGGUGUCAGUUACUCUUCAUUUCAUUCGUCGUUCUUUUUAAGAAACGUGUUUGACGACCUUGUAAAACUGCAAA
Camelina sativa (false flax) is the source of this 1719-nucleotide messenger RNA. RefSeq names its product trihelix transcription factor GT-1. Lineage: Eukaryota; Viridiplantae; Streptophyta; Magnoliopsida; Brassicales; Brassicaceae. The record is from RefSeq and is a predicted model, not a curated record.